CGCGACUGGAUGAUCAUAUCUGAUAAGAGACUGCAACCUGGUGCAUCCAAUGAAGUCUUUUCAUCUUAUCCUUCACAUCAUCAUUUGCGGAGCCACACCGCGCAAACUCAUGCAAAUUUGAUUCUUCCUCCCCUCCACAGCUUAACAAUUCUCCUACUGCGCUGCCAGCACAUUUCUUUUUUUAGUAAUACAGAUCUGGCUGUUUUCCAACCAGCCGACGGUUCCUGCGACGAAUUGACUAUUUUUCUUUCGUAGAACCCCGCUUGUGCUUGGUCAUCAUGUUUUUGACCAAUAAAAUCAACUGCUCUUUACGCCACAUGUCUGCCAUACCAUCUCGAUAUCUUGGCUAUUGUCACUCAAGGCUGGUGAUAUAUGCAGGUCUGGAUGCCAGGUUCGGGGUGUUAUCGGCCAGCAUCCCCGGCCGUGAAAACCUUGCUGGUCAAUCUUUCCGCUUCUAUACCUUCCAGCAUGGGAGGCUUCCACUGGAUUCGAUACCUUGUUCAAGUAAGCACCCUGGUCGUCGCUGUUAUAAGGGCAGGCCGGGAUGGGUGAGAGGGCCAAUCAUUCCAAAAUAUGUCUUAUCCGUGCAUCACCCAUCCAUCUCUCCGCGUCCGUGACCUUGCCGAUGCUCAGCGCGUUCUCGAGGCCGUUCGGCUGCGCAUCCUACCCCUUAUCACACGGCGCCUCGGUUCGCAGGAACGUGCCGUCCUCAGCAGCGGCAAUGUGUUCGUCUGGCAAGAGUCCAAGGCCGAAGAUGGCCUCGCGCGUUGGACCGACGGUCGGGCGUGGUCCCAGAGCAAAAUGCGAAACGACUGCUUGCUCUACGAGGAGAAGGUCGCUAUGAGUGAAGAUGAGAAGGCUGCCAAGGCUGCCCGGCGGCUUGACCGCGUUUGGUUGGACAGUUCUAGGAGAGCGAAAAACGGCUGUGCCAAGAUCCCUGCUGCUCCUAAGCGCAGAGACCGGCCGACAAAAAUCGACGGGCUUUGGAAACAGACCUAUUCCGUGUUGAUUCAUCCACCGGGAGCCCCGAGUCCGCACAAGUGGCACCUUGUGGCAUACCACUCUACCCAGGAAUCGGAUGCUCCCAAUCUUCCCGUGGUUGAAGACUUCGACUAUCUAAAGAAUAUCUGCAUCCCCCAAGGCGUUUUUAUCGGUGCGACACGUUCCAGAGGCGUCUUCGAAUCAUUUCCCCAGCCAUUACCCGAACCCGGUACCGCACACCCCCUCUCCGGUGCUAGUCGCUUUCCCUCGGUCGAAUCCGAAGACAGUUCGGGCUCUGACUUUGACGCGGUGCUUCUCCCCCCGAUAUCCCCUCAAUGCGCUGAUGCUCCGCGAUGUCUUCCACCCAUCUCGUCUAUCUCGCUCGGCGCUCCUGCAUCUCCACCAAGUCGCUGCCGGGCCUCGAACUUGAUGCGUCAAAGAGAUCGACACGUUUUAGACAAAUUUCAAAUGUCUAUCUAG
Molecule: messenger RNA, 1461 nt
Organism: Mycena citricolor
Lineage: Eukaryota; Fungi; Basidiomycota; Agaricomycetes; Agaricales; Mycenaceae
Source: the annotation of a GenBank genome assembly